Molecule: messenger RNA, 1308 nt
Organism: Vitis riparia (riverbank grape)
Lineage: Eukaryota; Viridiplantae; Streptophyta; Magnoliopsida; Vitales; Vitaceae
Exons: 3
Coding region: 253-963 (236 amino acids)
Source: RefSeq, a predicted model, not a curated record
AUAAAUUAGUCUCCUAAAACCGCUGUACCUUUUCACUAAAAACCUACUCACCAAUCACCAUUUGGGCCUUGACCUCCAAAAGCCCACUUUCCAAGUCCAUGGUUUUCAUGGUCCAGCCCGAACCCCAAACCCAAAUGGUGGUGAGUACUGAGGAGUGAGGAUGAGGGCAAUCAAAAUUUAAAAUCAAGGAAAAUUCAGGGGUUCAACGGCUAGUAAACAGUACACCAUUGAAUUCUCGUCUGAGAGCACCAAAUGCAGGCAAAUCAAGAGCAGCAGAAGCAGCCAUGGAGUCUCCAAGUUCAUGCCAAGGCCAAGAACUUCAAUUUCAAGCUCAAGGCCACCCAAAUCAUACCCUCUCACAAGUUCUUUCGCCUCUCACUCUUCCUCAAGGUCUGCUCUUUUUCUCUUAAAGCUAGAUCUGAACGCGGACCUCCAGCGUCUAGGCAACACCGGACGCCACUCAGAUCCAAAUUCGCCAGGAUUCUCGAGAAAAUUCGGUCCCGAGGCACCAAGAAACCAGCCAUUUCUGCUGUGAAAACCUCGAGUCCUCGACACCCAGAAGCUAAACUUCCCCAAAAUCAGCGACCGAAACGAUUCGCUUACGAGGAACCCAUCUGCGUGGGUUCGAUAAUGAUGAGAGGCCUGGCUUUUCUUUCUCGCUCGGUCUCAGUGAAGGACCACAGUGGAAUCAUCAUCCACACCUCAAUAAUCUUGCUGUACCUUGCUUUGUUGUUUAAGAAGUACACGACAAGAGAAACGAGUAAUCUAUUGGCAACUUUGAUUGCUGCAAUAGUGGGUUGUUCGCUUGUGUUUGAUAUGAGCAGUGGCCUGAAUUAUAAUGGCGGCCUUGUUUCAGAAUGUGUUUGGACGAUCUGCAACUUGGCAGCCUCUUCUGGGUGUUUGUAUGUAUUUUCCCAGGUAAUUUUCUCAAGGUUUUUUCAAUAUAUGAAAGCACUCAGAUGAUUGAGGUCUUCUGGCAAUGAUACUGGUAAGGCUUCUUGUUUGUUCAAUUGGUGUUUUCUGCAAUGGUUCAAGCCAGAUACUUGAGGAGUAAAUAUUUUACAAAGUUUGAAUAAAUUUCUUUAUUGUCCAUUUUUAAGACACUUAAAAGUUUGUGAAGCCAGAAAUCAAAUGUAAAGCUAAAGGUCACAGGGCAGUAGACAAAGUGUAAUAAGAAUUGGUGUCACAAAUGGUUGGUUCAUUCCGAGAAGGUUUUGUACAGCCACCAUCACUCAUUGUGUCCAUUAGAACCUCCUUUGAAGAUAGUAAGUUACAAGCUUGUGAAUAUACCUUCUCAUUAUUUUUUAA